AUGGCCGAUGCAAACUUACCCGUACUUGUCCUGUGCCGUCCUGGUACGCAAGCGAACCUCUUGGCCAACAACACCGCUCGACCAGUACGAGGCCGUCAACGAGACGUAAACGCCUCGGGCAAAGCCUCACGCGAGCCCCUCGCCGAGUCCAGCCCCUUCCCCCGUCCAUGGCGAGGCCUGGGCUACGGUCCGGUCACCAUCUGCCACGCCUCCGAGGCCGAGACGAAAACGCCAGCGGCCGUCGCCGAUGACGUCCAAGGUCUGUGGCCGGCUGACGAUGCGGCCUCGCCUUCGUCGUCCCAUGCCGUGUCGGAUCCCAUAUAUCUCGUCGCCGUCCCCCGCAUCCGAACCUCACUGGAACCCACCGCUUCUGCAGUCCUUCCGCAGCACACCCUCCCACCCUUCCAGCCCUCGAGCCCUCCGGCACGAGACCGAUCGGAGAUAGCAAGUGUCGACGAUUCCAUCCAGACCUCUCGCCAUGCAUGCGAGCUUACGGACGCGAACCCCCAGAGACUGCCCAUUCGCAAUGACGCACCACCCACCUACUGUGAGGCGCCGCCCGAGUCGUCCGUCGACGAGGACGCCAACCUUCCGGCUCUCCACCUUCACGCCGUGCCAUCCAGGCGGGCCCUGAUUGUCAAGGUCCAACCGCCUCGUUCGCCCUCGUCCGCCGUCGACCACGUCCCCUGCGACAUCGUCCUCGUCAUCGACGUCUCCGGCAGCAUGGCAGCCGCGGCCCCCAUCCCGGGCGAGAACGGCGCCGAGGACACCGGCCUGUCCGUCCUGGACCUCACCAAGCAUGCCGCCCUCACCAUUGUCGAGACGCUGAACGAAGGAGAUCGUCUCGGCAUCGUCGCCUUUGGCAGCAAAUCCAAGGUCAUGCAGACCCUGGAGACCAUGACCGACUCGUCCAAGGAAAAGGCCCGCGAGAACAUCAAGGCCUUGCAGCCGCAGGAUGCCACCAAUCUGUGGCACGGCAUUCGCGACGGAAUCAACCUCUUUAAAGAGGGAGCAUCUGCCUCGAGGGUGCCAGCCAUCAUGGUUUUGACCGACGGCAUGCCGAACCACAUGUAUGUCCCUUCGCUCCGCCGCCGCCGUCCCCGCACCCGCAAUCUCCCGCCAUGCAUUCGUCAGAGUUCUAACCCGUCGCCCUCCAGGUGCCCUCCCGCCGGUUACAUCCCCAAGUUGCGAACCAUGCGCCCUCUCCCGGCGUCGAUCCAUACCUUCGGCUUCGGCUACCACUUACGAUCUGGCUUGCUCAAAUCCCUGGCCGAAUUUGGCCACGGAAACUACGCAUUCAUCCCCGACGCCGGCAUGAUUGGCACCGUCUUCGUCCAUGCCGUCGCCAACCUGCAGACCACCUUUGCGACCAACGCGAACCUUCUUCUGACCUACCCGCACGACUUGGAACUGGACGAGACGAUGGGGGACUCGGUGGUGCGAGAGGAGCCCGAAAGCGCAGGCGUCAAGGAUGAGAAUCGCAAGGUGCUGCGUAUCCCGUUAGGCAACCUUCAAUACGGCCAGUCGCGCGACGUUUUUCUGCGCCUCCGGAACGUGUCCGAAAAGGACUCCGUGAACUACGACAUGGUGUCGGCUACGCUCGAGUUUGAGAAAAUCACGCUCCAGCCUUCCAUGGACGACGCGAAAUCCUCCCACUUUCCCCUGAAUUUCUGGAACAACGCCGGCAAGGAUCGGGGACGAGGUCGCACUGUGUCGUCGAUUCGCCCGAAACCCUCCCAAGCGGCAGCCGUGUCGGAGGAGGAGAUCUGCUACCACGAAUCGCGCGCUCGCAUCUGCAGCUACCUCUCCUCCUGGUUCCCGCUUGGCUCUGAUGGGGAACACCGUGUCAUUACGAGUGGCAGAGAGGAGAAGAGAAAGGAGCUGACGCGGCUGAUUGAAGAGAUACCGGCACGAAACCAUGGCGACGUCUUGAACAAGUCGCUCAUGGAGGAUCUCGUUGGCGCCGAACCCAAGGGCCAGAUCUCUCUUGCCAUCAACAAGGACGAAUACUUCAACAAAUGGGGUGUCCACUUCCUUCCCUCCUACCACAACGCCCACGCACGCCAGAUUUGCAACUCGUUCAAGGAUUCCGGUCCGCUCCAGUACGGUGUCGACAGUCCUCUCUUCAACUCCUGUCGCGACCGACUUGACGAUGCCUUUGAUCAUCUUCCCGCACCCGAGCCGAGCUUGACCAUGCCUGCCAUGCGCGGUUAUUCCGCUACCGGUGGCUCUGGCCAAUGCCCUGGAUCCGGCUUCGUGGCCCCCAAGAAGAUAUCGAUGAGCCGCUACCACGACGCCUCAGGCGUGUGUUUUGCCGCCUCCACCAACGUCGAGCUGGCAUCGGGAAGGACGGUGCAGAUUCGGCAGCUAAAGCAAGGCAUGAAGGUUCGAACCCUUGCCGGCCCGAGAAAGGUGGCCUUUGUCCUGAAGACGGCGGUCCGUGGGGAGAUGCUCUGCCGAGCGGGUUCCGUCGCCGUCACACCGUGGCACCCGAUCUCGGUCGACGGAACUUCAUGGACAUUCCCAGCGUACGUGGCGACGGGAAAGUUGCGCUACACCGGAUCUGUGUACUCCAUCAUGCUCCAGCGCGAUGGAAAUGCCAAGGCGCACUCGAUGCGCCUCGGUGGUUGCUGGGGCGUCACGCUGGGGCAUGGCCUCACCAGCGGCGCCGACACGCGAGCGCAUGCCUUCUUUGGCGACUACAACCUGGUCGGAAAGAGCCUGGUUGGUCUCAGUCCCGACCGGCACGGAGUUGUCGCCGGCAGGGGCGUGAGGCGGGAUGCCGGAACGGGACUUGUCGUCGGCUUCAAGGGAAUGAAGUUGAACGCAGCUGCGGAGGGCGGUGCUUCGGCGGUGGCGCCAUCUCGAAGCGAGCCUUACGCUGCCUGA
Messenger RNA from Drechmeria coniospora, 2889 nucleotides. Its product is annotated as U-box domain-containing protein. Lineage: Eukaryota; Fungi; Ascomycota; Sordariomycetes; Hypocreales; Ophiocordycipitaceae. Bases 1 to 2889 code for a protein of 962 amino acids. The record is from RefSeq and is a predicted model, not a curated record. The transcript is spliced from 2 exons.